Messenger RNA from Ruditapes philippinarum (Manila clam), 930 nucleotides. Its product is annotated as ATP synthase mitochondrial F1 complex assembly factor 2-like. The transcript is spliced from 8 exons. The record is from RefSeq and is a predicted model, not a curated record. Lineage: Eukaryota; Metazoa; Mollusca; Bivalvia; Venerida; Veneridae. Gene Ontology annotation, biological process: mitochondrial proton-transporting ATP synthase complex assembly. Bases 33 to 896 code for a protein of 287 amino acids. Gene Ontology annotation, cellular component: mitochondrion.
UCAAAAGACUGGAGACAUAUUACACUUUCAAAAUGGCUGCGCCCAGUAGGCAAUGUUUUUUAACGUUCUGUAAAAGGUCGGUUAAAACGAUUUUAGCUCGAAAAUUACAAGAUAAAAACAAUUUUUGGUAUAACAGAAGACAUUUAAAUACAAGAGAAUUAAAAAGGUUCUACAAGAAUGCAACAAUAUCAAAAUAUGAAGGAUGGUAUGAAAUUAACUUAGAUCAAAGAAAGCUUCGCACUCCUGGCGGUAAUUUGUUUCGAGUACCGAAUGAAGAACUUGCUUUCGCUGUUGCUACAGAAUGGAAUGGACAAAAAAAAGUUAUACAGAGACAUAGCAUGCAUUUGACUUCACUAUGUAACACAGCUUUAGAUAAUCCAAUGCACAAAUCUCGUGAUGAUCUCAUCAAGGGUAUCAUACACUUCUUGGAAACAGAUACUGUAAGUUACAGAGUGUUAGAACCUGAUGCAUUUUAUACAUUACAACAGAAAGAAUGGGAUCCUAUCAUACAUUGGAUAGAAGAUAGGUAUGAGAUAGAAGUACCUAUUGCUGAGAGUAUUAUGACAAGCCCAAAUCUUCCCACUGAAACCGUGACAACCUUAACACGACAUAUGCAGUCGCAGAGUGACUGGGCACUAUUUGGCUAUAGUUACGCAGCAGAAGCCAUUAAAUCUCUCGUACUAGUACUUGCACUGAUGGACAAACAUAUCUCUGUAGAAAGAUGUGUGGAGUUGUCUAGACUUGAACAAGAUUUCCAGAUUGCGUAUUGGGGCAAUGUAGAAUGGUACCAUGAUAUGGAUGUAUUAGAAUUAAGAAGUAGAUUAUCAGCAUCUGCAUUGUUUGUACACUGGUCAAGUGAAAAUACAUCAAUUCGAGAAAAAGCCAUGUUAAAUUAAUCUGUAACUUGUUAGGAAUAAAUUCUCAUAUGUA